AUGGCCAAGCCUACUUCUUCUGACAAGAGCGGACAGAAAAAACCUACCGCGGUUCGCCUGCACGAAGGCACGCGGAUUCGCGUCGUGUGGCCGCGCGACAACCGAUGGCACGCGGGAUUCGUGAAAAAGUACGACGCGAAGAAGGCGCUUCACACGAUCGUGAGCGACCACGGCGACAGCAAGCGACUGGACCUGCGAACCACGCGAUGGGAAUUCGAAGACCCCAACGCCGACCCGUCCAAGUUUCUCCGCCCGAGAGGCACCCGCGGGAGGAAAAAGGCGUCCGCUGCGGCGGGGACAGCCGCGGGAGCAACAUCGGCUCUACCACAGCUUUUCCCAGUCAGCGGUUCCCGCUACGCGUCGUCGAACGCGGCUGCGAGCUCUGAUUCGGGCGACUCGUCGGACCCAAGCUUCGGACAUGUUGACAGCCGGGCUUACGGAGCGGCGCAUCCCGCCGAGGAGCACCCUGCAGAGUCGUACGAAGAGGGAGAGUUUGUUCAUCGGGGCCUGCGGACCCGGAAGAACCGCCAGUACGUGGUCAGUGACGAUGAGUCCGGCGACGGUGAUGACGUGGCAGAUGAUGCUGACGAGGACACUGAGAUUGAAAGUGAUUAUGAAGAAGACGAGGGCUUGGGUUCCGACUCGGAGUGUGAUUAUACCGAGGGAGCGGUGGAUUCAUCGGCUGGAAGAAAGAGGCGGUUGAGUGAAGGGCACACGUUUGGGACUGAGUCGGCGGAGACGAAGCGAUGCAAGAAGGAAGGGUCGUUCUUCACUCUCACCGAGGUCGCGUGGCAGCAGCAACAGUCGCAGGAACCGUCGCACCCGUCGCUACCGUCGCAAAAGGCUUUGAAGGCGAAGAGGCCCGUGGGUCGUCCGCGAAAGGUGGUGGCAUCCGGUUUGGCCCAAGCCGCCGAGCCUGCUACUGACGAGGAUACCACCAUGGACGAAAUGAUGCUCAUUAUGGCGGUAGCGCGUCGGCUUGUAAAGGACAAGUGCGGUCUGCCUGCUGCCUGCGAUGCGCUCAAGUUGUCCCCCGUUGCCGCGAAGCUCAGGGACAGCAGCGCGUCGGGCGCUGCGGCAAAGGAGAUUAAGGAGAGCGGAAGCACACGCUUUAACGGAGACAAGGCGGCGAUGGGAAGCGCGGAUGGCGGUAUGGUGGAGGGACACAUGGAGGACUCGAUCAAGGACCUGAGAGCGGUUCAUGUCCUCCCCGUUACAUCUUCCGGCCCAGGGGCUGCUGCUAGUGGAUUUCGGUUUAUGUCGGGGAUGGAAUCGUGUGCGCGUGCGAUGUGGCCCUGCAGCCAGGGUCGCGUGGUGGUGAGGGCAGCAGCGUCGUCUGUGGUCCCUGCUCAGGGUGGUGCCAUCCGAGCGUAG
This is a messenger RNA of Closterium sp. Naga37s-1, 1374 nucleotides long. NCBI's taxonomy places the organism in Eukaryota, Viridiplantae, Streptophyta, Zygnematophyceae, Desmidiales, Closteriaceae. The record is from the annotation of a GenBank genome assembly.